This is a messenger RNA of Eucalyptus grandis, 3116 nucleotides long. Its product is annotated as potassium channel AKT2/3. Lineage: Eukaryota; Viridiplantae; Streptophyta; Magnoliopsida; Myrtales; Myrtaceae. Gene Ontology annotation, cellular component: membrane. Bases 308 to 2806 code for a protein of 832 amino acids. The record is from RefSeq and is a predicted model, not a curated record. The transcript is spliced from 11 exons. Gene Ontology annotation, molecular function: voltage-gated potassium channel activity; protein binding. Gene Ontology annotation, biological process: transmembrane transport; potassium ion transport.
UUGCGGGUGCUUCCAUAUUGCAUGCACCUUCCUGCAACUCCCCCCUUUUCUUUUGGCAGGGCCACAACAAAAGUUUGGAACAGAGGACCACCACCACCUCCUCUCUCUUCCACACACACACACAACAGAAUCAUGAAUCACAUUUGCAAAAUCUUGCUCCUCUUUCAUUCUUCAUGCUCCUCCACCACAUUAAACAUUAUUGCAAAGCCACACCCACCUUCCCUCUUCUUCCCACAAUCAAAACAUUAACCCAAACAAUCUCCUCCUCCUCCUCCUCUUUCCUGUUCUUCCUCUUGAACACUUGUAAAUGGAGCUGAAGUUUUCUUCAGGCAAUGUUCAGACGGAGGAGGAUUCCCACCAGAGCAAGAAACAUCACUGGAGCAGACAUGAGCACCAUGAAGAUGGGGAGGACUCAAGUUCAAGCAACUCCCUCAGCUUGAAGAACCUCUCCAAGCUCAUCCUCCCGCCGCUCGGCGCUUCGACUGAUAACCAGAACCAGAUCGAGUCCCGAGGAUGGGUCGCCUCUCCCAUGGACUCAAGAUACAGGUGCUGGGAGACGUUCAUGGUCGUGCUGGUUUUCUACUCAGCGUGGGUGUUUCCGUUCGAGGUCGCAUUCCUCGACUCGUCGCCGAACAGAGGGCUGUACAUCGCGGACAACGUGGUGGACGCCUUCUUCGCGGUCGACAUCAUCCUGACCUUCUUCGUCGCCUACAUCGACCCGCGGACUCAGCUCCUCGUCCGCGACUCCAGAAGGAUCGCCACCAGGUAUCUGUCAACGUGGUUCUUGAUGGACGUGGCCUCGACGUUGCCGUUUGAGGCGUUGGGCUACUUGUUCUCCGGCAAGCCCAAGGUGGUCCUCUCUUGCUCCCUUCUCGGCAUCCUCCGGUUCUGGCGUCUCCGCCGUGUCAAGCAGCUCUUCACCAGGCUGGAGAAGGACAUCAGGUUCAACUAUCUCUGGGUCCGUUGCACUCGGCUUCUUUUGGUGACGCUGUUUCUGGCGCACUGCGCCAGCUGCCUUUGCUACUUGCUGGCUGAUAGAUACCCGCACCAAGGCAAGACAUGGCUCGGGGCCGUGAAUCCGAACUUCCGGGAGACCAGCCUCUGGAUCCGUUACAUCUCGGCCCUCUACUGGUCCGUCACCACCAUGACCACCGUUGGCUACGGCGACCUCCACGCUGUCAACACUGUCGAGAUGAUCUUCAUCAUCUUCUACAUGCUCUUCAACCUCGGCCUGACCGCUUAUUUGAUUGGCAACAUGACCAACCUUGUCGUCGAAGGAACCCGUCGCACCAUGGAAUUUCGAAACAGCAUCGAGGCAGCAAACAAUUUCGUGUGCCGAAAUCAGUUGCCGCCAAGGCUGAAGGAGCAGAUUUUGGCUUACAUGUGCUUGAGGUUCAAGGCGGAGAGCUUAAACCAGCAUCAAUUGAUAGAGCAGUUGCCAAAAUCGAUCUGCAAGAGCAUUUGCCAGCAUCUGUUCUUGCCGACCGUGAAGACGGUCUAUCUGUUCAAGGGCGUUUCUCACGAAACCCUCCUGCUCCUGGUGGCCAAGAUGAAGGCCGAAUAUCUGCCGCCAAGAGAGGACGUCAUUAUGCAGAACGAAGCGCCUGAUGAUGUCUAUAUCAUCGUAUCCGGCGAGGUCGAAAUAUUCAACUGUGAAACGGAGAGAGAGCAGGUUGCCGGGGCUUUGCAGUCUGGGGACAUAUUUGGAGAAGUCGGCGCGCUCUGUCGCCGGCCUCAGGACUAUACUUACCGGACCAAGUCCCUCUCCCAACUGCUGAGGCUGAAAAGGAAUGAUCUCAUAGAAGCUAUGCACAGCCAGCACAACGACAACAUAACCGUGAUCAAGAACUUUCUACAGCAUCACAAGGAGCUUAAGGAUCUAUGCAUAGAAGACUUCUUCACGGACGCAGGACACGAGCAUGACGACCUCCACUUGUUGACCGUGGCGAGUACCGGUAAUGCUGCUAUCCUCGAGAAGCUUCUCAAGGCGAAGUUGGACCCCGACGUCGGGAAUUUAGAAGGGAAGACCUCGCUGCACAUUGCAGCAUCACUGGGCCAUGAAGACUGUGUCUGGCUACUGCUAAAAAAUGGAUGCAACAUGCAUUUACGAGACCGGAACGGCAACAAUGCGCUGUGGCACGCGAUAUCGUCGAAGCAGCACUCAAUCUUCCGAGUCCUGUACAGCUGUGCCGCUUCUUCUGACCCUUGCACAGCCGGCGACCUCCUAUGCACUGCAGCAAAAAGGAAUGAUCUCGAGGUGAUGAAGGAGCUCUUGAACCACGGAUUGAACAUCGACUCCAUGAAUCACCAAGGCUUCACAGCUCUCCAGAUCGCCAUGGCUGAGAACCAUGAAGACAUAGUGAAUCUACUCGUGAUGAACGGCGCGAAUGUUGCCGAUUCAAACUUGCCUGAUUUUCCUCCAGAAGCAUUGAACGAAAUGCUGAGCAGGAGAGAGACGGGGCACCGUAUUGCGGUGCCCGACGGUACCACAUUGCAGGAUAUGCCAAUGAGAAUGCACGAAGUUGAGCGAGAACUGACUCAGGAGAAAUCGGACAUGGCGAUUUGUGCGAGGGUGAGCAUUUACAGAGGCCAUCCAGUGGCAAGAAGAGAGAACCGUUGCACCGAGGCGGGGAGGCUCAUCCGAUUGCCGGCUUCCAUUGAGGAUCUCAAGAGCAUUGCAGGUAAGAAGUUCGAUUUUGAUGCAACAAACACCAUUAUAGUGGAUGAAGAAGGUGCAGAGAUCGACUGCAUCGAAGUGAUUCGAGACAACGACAAGCUUUUCAUGGUCGAAAAUUCGAAUUAUUAGUCUCAUUCCAUGCUUCGGUCUGCUCUUCGCUUUAUUAGGACGUUCAAGUAUCAUCAAGUAAUUCCCAUCAAUCCUCUUCCCGGAAGAGUUUUCUCUUCUGCUUCAUCAUGUUGUGGUGAGGGAUCUGAUUCUUGAACUUGCCAAUAAUGUUAUGUAUUAAUUCAAAGAGGGAGAUGCUGGGGAAAAUGUAUACUGAAUCUCACACAUUAGCCAGAGAAAACAUCUCUCUCUCCCCCCUAUAACAGCACGGGAAAUGACAAGAACUAUAAAGAAAUGAAGAAAGAAAUUAUAAAGUUACAGUUGUAAAAUA